AAACUCCAUCAAAAUUCCACAAUCAUUUUUCUAUUUUACCUACCUCUCUUCACAAGAAGUAGACCCUAACUUACUGCCCAAGUCAACUCCAAAAUGCAGCCUCAACCCGACGUCUUCAGCCUCCAGAACUACCUAAACUCUUCGAUCCCAUCUCCAUAUCCUUCCCAUUUCCAGAUAUCAUCGCCAUUUCCAAUCAACGGUCAAAACCCUAACUCCAUCUACGGAUUCCAAAGUGCUACAAAUAAUCCACAAUCCAUGAGCCUAAGCAGCAACAACUCCACAUCAGAUGAAGCCGAAGAGCAGCAGACCGACAAGAACAUAAUCAACGAGAGGAAGCAAAGAAGGAUGAUAUCAAAUAGAGAAUCUGCAAGGAGAUCGCGUAUGAGGAAGCAGCGACACCUUGACGAGCUUUGGUCUCAGGUGAUGUGGUUGAGGAUCGAAAAUCAUCAGUUGCUUGACAAGCUUAACAAUCUCUCUGAAUCUCACGAGAAAGUUCUUCAAGAGAAUGCUCAGCUUAAAGAGGAAACAUCUGAGCUUAAGCAAGUCAUCAGUGAUAUGCAAAUUCAAAGCCCUUUCUCUUGCUUCAGAGACGAUAUAAUCCCCAUUGAAUAGAGCAUCUUUACCCCCAUGUACCACGGUUCAUAUAUGUAUUAUGUGUGUAUAUCUGGAGAUCUUUUUUGUUUACCAAAAAUCCCGGGUCUUAAUCCUCAUGCCGGGGAUGAGAGAAGGUUAAUUAGUCCAAAGAUUAGUGUUAAUGAAGAACAAAUAUAAGUGGUGUUGGUCAAAUCAUGGGUCAUAUUGGUGAUGAGGACAUUGUAAGGUGGUGUGGGUUUUGUUUUUUAUUACAAUAAUUUCCAAGUUUCCAACUACUAA
Messenger RNA from Raphanus sativus (radish), 873 nucleotides. Its product is annotated as basic leucine zipper 43. The record is from RefSeq and is a predicted model, not a curated record. Gene Ontology annotation, molecular function: DNA-binding transcription factor activity. The transcript has a single exon. The coding region runs from base 94 to 612 and encodes 172 amino acids. Gene Ontology annotation, biological process: regulation of DNA-templated transcription. Lineage: Eukaryota; Viridiplantae; Streptophyta; Magnoliopsida; Brassicales; Brassicaceae.